Molecule: messenger RNA, 7395 nt
Organism: Anguilla anguilla (European eel)
Lineage: Eukaryota; Metazoa; Chordata; Actinopteri; Anguilliformes; Anguillidae
Product: tetratricopeptide repeat protein 28-like
Exons: 22
Coding region: 636-7172 (2178 amino acids)
Molecular function (GO): protein binding
Source: RefSeq, a predicted model, not a curated record
AACGGUUAAAUUCAGUAAGCUUUUAAUGUAUUUUAUUAAUUGAGGGGAAUUAAUCGCAACACUUGGAAUUGGCCAAGUGGCCUACUUUAUAUUCAUCGAUUUGCUAGCAUUUAAAAUUACAUAUAAAGCUUCAAACGUUGAUAAAAUGUUUUGUCACUUCCGUUAAUAAAUUCCUUUGCUUUUCUGUUAAAUGGGCUAAUCCACCAGUUGGCUGAGGACGGUGUGCCUGAAUUUUCCCCAGACCGCACGUAGGUAACGCCGCUUCCCUUCUGAUGUAAAGCAGAUUUAAGCGGCUGCUUCGGUCGUAGACCAUUCAGAGCAACUUCCACCGGAGAGAAAACCCGCUGUAGCAACACGGGGAGAAAAACCGAGAGGGGGAAAAAAGACAAGAUCUGACAACAUGGCGCACUUUUUCUGGGAAAAGUUUGCCUAGAAAUCUUAUCCAACGGUUUUCUCUGAAGUAAAACUUGAGAGGUUUGGUUUGCCAGCUUUUGCACGCAGCGGGAGAUCAUAAGAGCGAGCUGAAAAGUUUUCGGGAAGGACACCGAGCUCGUCUUUUUUUUAAAUCUGUGUGGAGAGUAUCAUGGGAUGAAAGCCCGUUGGCGUGACUGGACAUCAAAGCACAAGGAAACAGAAUGGAAAAGCAAGGCAGGAGGAGAGAAAAGUGUUCGGGCCUGGUCCCGCGGGCUCCGGGCAUGGCUGCCGGUGUGGAGCCGGGCGUGGCAGCGGGCGGGGCCAGUGGGCGGAGCCUGAGCAAAGCGGACUUCCUGGAGAAGGUUCGGCGGAGCAACGAGGCGUGCCAGCGGGGGGACUUCGCGGCGGCCGUGCGCCUGUACAGCGACGCCCUGCUGGCCGACCCGCAGAACUGCAUCCUGUACAGCAACCGCUCGGGCGCCUACCUCAGACUGGGCCAGCACCAGCCUGCGCUGGACGAUGCCGUCCGGGCCCGUCUGCUCAACUCCCGGUGGCCCAAGGCGUACUUCCGACAGGGUGUUGCCCUUCAGUACCUGGGGCGGCAUGCCGACGCGCUGGCCGCCUUCGCCUCCGGCCUCGCCCAGGACCCCAAGAGCCUGCAGCUGCUGGUGGGCAUGGUGGAGGCCGCCAUGAAGUCGCCGCUACGAGGCAUCAUCCACCAGAUGAAGGGGGACUACGAGACCGCGCUGAAGCUGCACAAGGCGCACCUCUCCAUCGCCCAGGAGCUGAGCGACUACGCCGCGCAGGGCCGGGCCUACGGCAACAUGGGCAACGCCCACAACGCGCUGGGCGCCUUCGACCAGGCCGUGCGCUACCACCGCCAGGAGCUGCAGAUCAGCAUGGAGGUCAACGACCGCGCCUCGCAGGCCUCCACCCACGGCAACCUGGCCGUGGCCUACCAGGCGCUGGGCGCCCACGACCGCGCCCUCCAGCACUACCAGAACCACCUGGCCAUCGCCCGCGAGCUGCGGGACGUCCAGAGCGAGGCGCGGGCGCUGGGGAACCUGGGAAACUUCCACUGCUCGCGGGGCGAGUUCCCGCAGGCCGUGCCCUACUACGAGCAGUACCUGCGCCUGUCCCCCGACCUCCAGGACAUGGAGAGCGAGGGCAAAGUGUGCCACAACCUGGGCUACGCCCACUACUGCCUGGGCGGCUACCAGGAGGCGGUCCGGUACUACGAGCAGGACCUGGCGCUGGCCAAGGACCUGCACGACAAGCUGAGCCAGGCCAAGGCCUACUGCAACCUGGGCCUGGCCUUCAAGGCACUGGGCAACUUCGGCAAGGCCGAGGAGUGCCAGAAGUACCUCCUGUCCCUGGCCCAGUCGCUCGGCAACCAGCAGGCCCGCUUCCGGGCCCUGGGCAACCUGGGCGACAUCUUCGUCUGCAAGAAGGACGUGGGCGGGGCCAUCCAGUUCUACGAGCAGCAGCUGGCGCUGGCGCACCAGGUGAAGGAGCGCAAGAUGGAGGCGUGCGCGUACGCCGCCCUGGGUGCGGCCUACCGGCUGACUCAGAAGUACGACAAGGCCCUGGGCUACCACACCCAGGAGCUGGAGGUGUACCAGGAGCUGGGCGAGGUCCGGGGCGAGUGCCAGGCCCACGGGCACCUGGCGGCGGUCUACAUGGCGCUGGGGAAGUACACCAUGGCCUUCAAGUGCUACGAGGAGCAACUCGAGCUGGGCCGGCGGCUGCGGGACCCCGGGGUGGAGGCGCAGGUCUACGGCAACAUGGGCAUCACCAAGAUGAACGUGAACGCCAUGGAGGACGCCAUCGGCUACCUGGAGCAGCAGCUGGCCACGCUGCAGCAGCUGAGCGGGAACGAGGCCGCGCUGGACCGGGGGCGGGCCUACGGUAACCUGGGCGACUGCUACGAGGCGCUGGGCGACUACGAGGAGGCGGUGAAGUACUACGAGCGCUACCUGACCGCGGCGCAGAGCCUGGGCCGCCCGCAGGACCAGGAGAGGGCCUACCGUGGCCUGGGGAGCGCGCACAGGGCGAUGGGCAGCCUGCAGCAGUCGCUGGUGUGCUUCGAGAAGCGGCUGGUGGUGGCGCACGAGCUGGGGGAGAGCGCCACCAAGGCGCAGGCGUACGGCGAGCUGGGCAGCCUGCACAGCCAGCUGGGAAACUGCGAGCAGGCCAUCUCCUGUCUGGAGCGGCAGCUGGGCAUGGCCCGGGAGACGGCCGACCGCCCGCUGGAGGGCGACGCCAACUGCGGCCUGGGCGCGGUGUACCAGCUGAUGGGCGAGUACGAGACGGCGCUGCAGUGCCACGCCCGCGACCUGGAGAUCGCCGAGGAGACGGGCAGCGCCGGCUGCCAGGGCCGCGCCUACGGCAACCUGGGCCUCACCUACGAGUCGCUGGGCAACUUCGAGCGGGCCGUGGUGUACCAGGAGCAGCACCUGAGCAUCGCCGCGGAGACCAGCGACCUGGCCGCCAAGACGCUGGCCUACAGCAGCCUGGGCCGCACCCAUCACGCGCUGCAGAACUACGCGCAGGCCGUCAUGUACCUGCAGGAGGGACUGCGCCUCGCGGAACAGCUGGGCCGCCGCGAAGACGAAGCCAAGAUCCGCCACCGCCUGGGCCUGUCGCUGUGGGCCAGCGGGAACCUGGAGGAGGCCCAGCACCAGCUGUACCGGGCGUCGGUGUUGUUUGAGACGAUUCGGCACGAGGCCCAGCACAGCACAGACUACAAGCUGUCCCUGUUCGACCUGCAGACCUCCUCCUACCAGGCCCUCCAGAGAGUCCUCGUGAGCCUGGGUCACCAUGACGAGGCGCUGGCCGUGGCAGAGCGGGGUCGAACCCGGGCCUUUGCGGACCUGCUGGUGGAGCGGCAGACGGGCCAGCAGGACUCGGACCCGUACACGCCGGUGACGGUGGAGCGCGUGCUGGACACGGUCAACGGGCAGCGGGCGCUGGUGCUCUACUUCUCCCUGGCCGCCGGGUACCUGUACAGCUGGCUGUUCGCACCUGCAGCAGGUAUACUGAAGUUCCACGAGGUGUACCUGGGAGAGGGCAUGUCGGAGGGCGGGGCUGAGUUCCAGGAGGGAAGCGGGGUGGGGCUGCAGGGCGGAGGGGGGUGUGGAUCCUCCCUGGAACAGCACAUUGCCAAUGCCAGGGAGGCCCUGGGCGUGGACUCUUACUACAGCAGGGGUUGCUCUAGCAGUGAGACAGAGAGUGAAGCUGGUGAUCUUUUGGAUCAGCAGUUUGAGGAGCUGAACAACAAGCUGAACUCAGUGACCGACCCCACAGGCUUCCUCCGCAUGGUCUCCAGGAACAACCUGUUCAACAGGAGCUGUCAGAGUAUGACCAGCCUGUUCAGUAACAGCAUGUCCCCUGCAAAGGACAGCAGCUCCUCCCUGCCCCCCCGGGGCAACAGUCAGAGCAAACCCCCCCUGCGUGCCCUCUAUGACCUGCUCAUCGCACCCAUGGAGGGGGGUCUAAUGCACUCCAGCGGGCCUGUGGGUCGGCACCGGCAGCUGGUUCUGGUUCUGGAGGGGGAGCUGUACCUGAUACCCUGGGCCCUGCUGAAGGGCAGCUCCUCCAAUGAGUACCUGUAUGAGCGCUUCAGCCUCAUUGCCGUGCCCUCCAUCGGAGCCCUGGCAGCCAGCGCCAAGGCGCACCCUCGGCGGGCGGGGCCGGUGCUGUGCGGGGGCGGGUCCACGGCGGCGGUGGUGGGUAACCCGCGGUUACCGGCCUCGGUGAUGGACCGCUGGCUGUGGGGGCCCAUGCCCUCGGCCCAGGAGGAGGCGCUGAUGGUGUCCGAGCUGCUGGGCUGCCCGGCGCUGGCGGGCGCGGCCGCCACCAAGGAGCGGGUGAUGGGCGCCCUCACCCAGGCCGAGUGCGCCCACUUCGCCACCCACAUCUCCUGGAAGCUCGCCGCCCUGGUGCUCACGCCCAAUCAGGACGGGCCUCCCGGAGGGGCGGGGCCUGGAGGGGGAGGGGCGGGGCCUGGGGGCGGGGGCGGGGCCGGAGGAGGAGGAGGAGGAGGAGGAGGGGGAGGAGGGAAGGCCUACACCAUCCCGGAGAGCCUGCGGGGGCUGGACGAGGGCAGCGACGUGGAGAGCAUCUGCGACAGCCCCCCCCUGCAGGAGUUCCUCCUCACCGCCGCCGACAUCCUGGACCUGCGGCUGCCCGUCAAACUGGUGGUGCUCGGCUCGUACCAGGAGUCCAACAGCAAGGUGACGGCGGACGGGGUGGUGGGGCUGACGCGGGCCUUCCUGGCGGCGGGGGCGCAGUGCGUGCUCGUGUCCCUGUGGCCCGUCCCGGUCGCCGCCUCCAAGGUGUUCGUCCACGCCUUCUACUCCGCCCUGCUGAGCGGGACCAAGGCCAGCGCCGCCCUCGCCGACGCCAUGAAGACCGUGCAGAGCAGCAAGCAGUUCUCCCACCCCUCCAACUGGGCCGGCUUCAUGCUGAUUGGCAGUGACGUGAAGCUGAACAGCCCCUCGUCGCUGAUUGGCCAGGCCCUUGCGGAGAUUCUGCAGUACCCAGAGAAGGCUCGGGAUGCCCUGAGGGUCCUGCUACACCUGGUGGAGAAGUCCCUGCAGCGGAUCCAGGGGGGCCAGCGUAACUCCAUGUACACGUCCCAGCAGAGCGUGGAGAACAAGGUGGGCGGAGUCCCGGGCUGGCAGGCGCUGCUGACCGCCGUGGGCUUCCGGCUGGAUUCGGCGGGAACCGGCCUCCCCGCCGCCGUCUUCUUCCCCACCGCCGACCCCGGGGACCGGCUGCAGCAGUGCAGCACCACCCUGCAGGCCCUGCUCGGCCUGCCCCCCCCUGCCCUGCAGGCCUUGUGCAAACUCAUCGCCGCCUCGGAGACGGGCGAGCAGCUCAUCAACAGGGCUGUUAAAAAUAUGGUGGGAUUGCUCCACCAGGUGUUGGUGCAGCUGCAGACAGGUGAGAAGGAGCAGGACUUCUCUCUGGCUCCCAUCCAGGUGUCCAUCAGCGUGCAGCUCUGGAGACAGCCCGGCUGCCACGAGUUCCUGGCUGCGCUGGGGUUCGACCUGUGCGAGGUGGGCCAGGAGGAGGUGGUGCUGAAGACGGGCAAGCAGGCCAGCCGCCGGACCGUACACUUCGCCCUGCAGUCCCUGCUGGCUCUCUUCGACUCCACAGAGCUGCCCAAACGGCUCAGCCUCGAUAGCUCCUCCUCCCUGGAGUCCCUGGCGUCGGCCCAGUCUGUGUCCAAUCAGCUGCCGCUGGGCUACCCGGCCCCGCCCUUCUCCCCGCCCUGCCCGGACGGCCUGGCGUCGGACGCCGUCUCCGUGUACAGCCUCAGCUCCGUGGCCUCGUCCAUGAGCUUCGCCUCCAAGUCCGAGAGCGCCAGCGACUUCCUGGCCCAGCGGCAGCGGGGCGGGGCCGGCCCCUUCUGCUCCGCCUCCCGCCGGCAGCCGGGCGCGGCCCGCGGGCGUGGCUCCCCGCACGGACCGGCGGGGGGCGGGGCCGGGAGGGAGGAUGAGGAGUACGAGGGCUUCUCCAUCAUCAGCAGCGAGCCGCUGGGCAACCAGUGCGACUCCCUGCCCCUCCCCCCGGGGCACGGGCAGCGACAUCACUCCCGGGGGGGCGGGGCCUCGGCCAGGGGGCGGGGCUACGGGGCCUCGGUCUCCAGCCGGGGCAGCGUCAGCACGCCCACCUCCCCGGUGAAGGGCAGCCUGGUGCCCAGCGCCAACUCGCCCUUCCAGAAGGUGGCCGGCAAGGUGAGCAGCUCGGACACGGGCGAGUCGGACCAGUCCAGCACCGAGACGGACAGCACCGUCAAAUCUCAGGAGGACCAGGCCGCUCCGGCGCCGCUGGACCCGCAGGAGCUGGCGCAGAAGAUCCUGGAGGAGACCCAGAGCCACCUGCGGGCGGUGGAGAGCCUGCAGAGGGGCGGGGCCAGCGGCGCCACGGCGACGGGGGGCGGGGCCUCCACCCCCACGGGAGGCUCCGCCUUCCGCUCCUCGGAGACCAGCGCGUUCAGCCGACCCAACAGCAGCGCCAGCCUGAGGGCGCAGCCGUCGCCCCUCCCAACCCCGCCGAAACCGCCGUCCCGCUCCUCCUCCCUGCAGAAGAUCAGCUCGGGCUACAACAGCCCCGCCACCUCCGACACCUCCCUCAAAGAGGGGGGCCACCCCUCCCCGACCCCCACCCUGGACAGCCUCGCCCAGGUCAAGCUCAAGUACCCCAGCUCACCCUACAGCGGCCACAUCUCCCGGUCGCCUAGCAACGUCUCCCCCAGCUCGGGGCACCAGUCCCCGUCGGGCAGCGCCCCCUCCCCCGCCCUCUCCUACUCCUCCACGGGCUCCGCCCGCUCCAGCCCGGCCGACGCCCCCGACCUGGACCGCCUCAAGCGGGCCGCCAUCGACGAGAAGGUGCAGGCCAUCCACAACCUGAAGACCUUCUGGGCCAACGCCGCCGCCCAGCAGCCGCCGUCGGGCCCCCUGCGGGCCCUGCGCGGCAAGGGGGGGCCCGCCCGCCGGGACGUCCUCAGCCUGCUCAACCUGUCCCCCCGCCACAGCAAGCCCGGCCAGCCCGAGGGCAGGGGGGACCUGGGCCCCCGCAGCCCCCCCAACGGCCACCACCGCCAGCCAGACCCGCGCAGGACGGCCCCCUCCCCCACCGUCGCCCCCCCCAGCGGCGGCAGCCCCGCAGCCCGCACCAUCCGGCUCCCCGCGGGGAACGGCUACAAGUUCCUCUCCCCCGGCCGGUUCUUCCCCUCCUCGAAAUGCUGAGGCCUUCGGUGACACUCCUGCCACUCCCCUCUGGGGCUGGGCCGCUUUCCGGAGGCUCCUCCCCUCUCCCACGUGAUUGGCGGGUCCGUUCCCCUGGAAACGUUGUGAAGGGAGCCGCAGUUUUGUACUUGUUGAGAAGUUAAGACUCGAGUGUAAGAGUUCCCCAUACUGUGGACAGCCCAGGGAGGGUUGGGCCGCACCCCCCUCCCCUCCUGCCCCCCCC